GUUUGUGUCGGAUUUGUUGGAGCGGAAGAUGUGGGCUGAGCUGCCCGCCUUUCCACUGCUGCAUUUCACUUCAUUUUCAAAACUGAAACUUUAAUCAUUCUCAUUUUCUCCUUUCUGCUUUUGCAAAGGUGUUCAUUUUGGGGGUUGAAGAUGAGCGACGCAAACCAGCCCAGACUUGAACUUUUUGUGAAGGCAGGAAGUGAUGGUCAGAGUAUCGGCAACUGUCCCUUCUCCCAGCGUCUCUUCAUGGUCCUGUGGCUGAAAGGAGUGACCUUCGAUGUCACCACAGUGGAUAUGAAGAGGAAACCAGACAUCCUAAAGGAUUUGGCUCCUGGAGCUCAGCCACCUUUCCUGCUGUAUGCGAGCGAAGUGAAAACUGACACCAACAAAAUUGAGGAGUUCCUCGAGGAAAUUCUCUGCCCUCCGAAAUAUCCCCGUCUGGCUGCUCGUAAUCCAGAGUCCAACACAGCAGGCGUGGAUGUCUUCUCUAAAUUCUCUGCUUACAUCAAGAACUCAAACCCUCAGACUAACGACAAUCUAGAGAAAGGCCUGCUGAAAGCUCUGAAGAAGUUGGAUGACUACCUUGGCUCCCCACUUCCUGAUGAGAUCGACGAGAAUAGCUCUGAUGAGGUCACUUCCUCAUCACGCCCCUUCCUGGAUGGCCAAGAGCUCACUCUGGCGGACUGCAACUUGCUGCCGAAGCUUCAUAUUAUGAAGGUGGUGUGUUUGAAGUACAGAAAGUUCACCAUCCCUGAGUCUCUGACAAAUGUCUGGAGGUACCUGAACUCAGCAUAUGCCAGGGAGGAGUUUAGCUCCACCUGUCCGAUUGACGAUGAGAUCCACAUGGCUUAUUCAUCUGUAGCUAAAGCUCUCAAGUAGGAAGAGAAUAUACCAUGUGAAAGUAAAACAAAAUCUACACAGACAUCAGUAAAGCAAAUAUCCACUCUGCAAACAACCUGGUUCAGUUUCCCUGCCGUUGGGUGUUUCCUUGAGGCUUUGUUUACCUUUUAAUACCAUUAGGAGCGGCGUAGCAUUCACAGAAUACACCCACCCACAGGUGCAUCUUUGUACUUCUCCUUUACUUCAAACAGGAUCGGUUUACUUUAACAGGGAGAGGAGGGCAGAGUGUAGACAGUCCCGGAAGAAAUCCACUUCAGAAAAUUUUAAAAAUGUUCCUUCCAGGAAGAUUAGUAUUUUUCUACACACCCUUUUUUUAGACUAAAACCCUGUUUAACUCUUAUUUACCUACUUCAUCUAACUUUCAUCUUAGUUCAGAGCAGGUUCAAGGUUUUAUGGGUUCCUGGGGCAGAAUACAAUUUGAGGCCCCCUCUCUCACCUAAAACCUAUGCCUGCCGCUAACCUUAGCAAAACAGUUUUUUCUUUAAACCAUAGGCUGGCAUGAGAGUCUAACAGUAUGAUAACCUUGAGUAAAAACAUUUUAUGGCACUUAAAACAAAAAUGUAUAACAUGAUCUAAUUACUUUUAUUCAAAAGAGAAACAAUUAUUUCUACUGCUGCAAAAAUAUCAUACCUAAUAAUAUAGUUAAUUAUUGUUAAGUUGAUUUUGAUAUAUAAACCAGAAGAAAAUUUGAGAAUAAAACCCGGUUUAGCAUUAUUUUUUAUGUUUUAGCUUUUUGGUUAUUUAGAGAGUACAAAAAUCUGACAUAAGCUGCUUAAAAGACAUCCUGCAUAUACUUUGUUAAUUCUAGCUUAGAAGGAGAUUUACCUUAAGUAAGAUUUUUAUAGUAGAAAACAGUGACAGUGUUUUUAAAAGAAAUAUUUUAAUGUAACAAGUGUCAUCGUGUCUUUGGGUAGAAUUGAUGGUCAAAAGGGUAGCUACUAGGGCAGCUAGCAUGGCUAAUUAGCCAGCCAAUAUCAGCUUUUAGACUCCCUACUAGAAAAAAAUUAUAAAAAACAAAACAGGUUUUGCUGCUAUUUAAAAAAUGUAAUAAGCUACAAGAGUUACAGAGUCCUUUGGAGAAAAUUAUAGUAAACCUCUGGCUAUCUGCUGGGGCAGCUAACACACCUAAUCAGCUAGCUAGCAUCUACCAAAACAAAAAUCCAUACUCUGCUUUUUAAAUACUUCGUACAAAGGAGCAAGAGAAUAAUACAUCUUUUUAAAUGUUUGAUUACAGCUUCAACAUAAAAACACCAAUGUUUCAUAUUUCACUGUCUUUAAUUUUCUUUGCGCAAUUAUUUGAACAGACAAUGAGGUGCCUUCCAGAUAAAGAUUUGUUAGUCUCUCAUUUCCCGAAUGACCUCUUAAUUUUUCACAGUUAGGGAAGUAAUAUUUGCAUUCCAGCAAAGACUUACCUGGCAAAGUCAUCAGGUGUUUUCCACAGACUUUAUCAAAGAGGAAACACAGGUUUUCACUGUAAUGCAUGUUUUUUAGGCAACGUUCGUAUUCAUCAUGGUGCACGCCAGAGAGGAAAACAGCACCGACUGGAGCAGCACAGAAAACAGGAAACUGUUUCAAUAGACGUGGGCUUCCCCUUUCUACGCUCCCACAGCAAGCAUGAAGGAUUAUUUAAGAUUAGUGAGCUUGUUGGUGAUCUUCUUUAAAGCCCUCUUAUCAAUAAUUACAUUAAUGGAAGCGAGGUUAGGGGAACGCUGAAGUCUGUCAACUAAAAAAGGAGAAAAUUCGAUAGAAAACAUGAAAAUCUUUUUAAUAAAAGCAGAUUAUUUUGGUAUGUUUCGGCUGCACUUACUUGUAUGAAGCAUAAUAAAAUUUAAAAUAAAAAGUCACUUAAUUACAGAGCUAGCUAACUGUUUUAUUUGAACAAACUGUUUUUAGUAGUUAGCCACCACUCUCACCUAAAACUGCUGUCUAUUUUUCAUCUAGAAAACUGUGAUAGUUUCCAAUGAGGUAGAUAUUAUUUAUUUUUAAAGCAGAAAAUAAAUCCUAUAAAUUAAUUGUACAACAGACUUACAGAGGGACAUCUGAGCGUCUCUGCUGAGUCUGCUGCCCCCGCAACCCGGUCCCUGAUAAAGCGGAAGACGACGACGAGUACGAGUACAUUUUGCUGUUAUAAUAUUUUGCUAAACUCUUUAAAAUAUUUUGUUACUAUGUUGAAAAUCAUAGUGUCCUUUAAAAACACUGUCACUACACUUCCCUAUGUUUUGUUAUGGAAUAAACUCAAACUAACUAAAUCAGUGCUAUAACAAUAUUCAAAGUAAUUUUAGCAGUAGUAGUAAGAUUUGUAAUAAAGUAAAACAAGUAAAGUAUUUAUUAUUUAUGCUAUGUAAUACAUUACAUUUAUUUUUAAUUUGUUUUUAUUAAAAUGGAAAAGUGGUAAAAGGUUAUCAUAAUGUCAGAAUCUUAUACUAGCCCAUGCCUAAUUAAAACAUUUUUUCGUUUCCAGCUGAGUUUUACUGUCUAUUUUAGAAAAGAUCAUUCUAUUCAAAUAGUCAUAUUGAUGGAAAACAAUUAAUAAGGAAUCUUUGCAAUAUAACUACUCUGGGGGCCCCCCUGUUGGUGUGGAGCUGUAGACAGCUGCAUAGUUUGCUUAUGCCUUGAGCUGGGCCUGACCUUGUUGAUGUCAAAGAAUACGCAACUGAGUAGUGUGCACAUUUACAGAGUUUAAUAAAACUUGUUAAAGUUGCUAGAAUUACUUUCUUAUCAGAAAUGACCCAACAAGUCUAUAAACAAAAUCUGUGGAAGGAUGGCAGUUGAAAAAUUCUGUCACACAAAACUUGUACUAUGGAUACUUGUAUGGGAUCCUAUUAAUUUUCCCAUUUUUAUCGGAAAAUAUAUUAUAUUUCCCUGUGGUGUUUUUGCAGUUAAGCCCCAAAAUAUCAGUUUAGAGCAAGUGCUCUAUAUCUGAGUUUUUU
Molecule: messenger RNA, 3830 nt
Organism: Girardinichthys multiradiatus
Lineage: Eukaryota; Metazoa; Chordata; Actinopteri; Cyprinodontiformes; Goodeidae
Gene: clic1
Product: chloride intracellular channel 1
Exons: 6
Coding region: 151-879 (242 amino acids)
Source: RefSeq, a predicted model, not a curated record